Molecule: messenger RNA, 1446 nt
Organism: Trichomonas vaginalis G3
Lineage: Eukaryota; Parabasalia; Trichomonadida; Trichomonadidae
Product: molybdenum cofactor sulfurtransferase protein
Exons: 1
Coding region: 1-1446 (481 amino acids)
Source: RefSeq, a predicted model, not a curated record
AUGAGUGAAAAUAGUGAUAGUUUUAAUUGGAUCAAGAAAGUUAAUAUUGGUUUACUUUUCCUAUUUAUUGCUGUUCUUGUUAACAUUUUUAUCACAUCUCCCAAGAGUUUACCCUCAUUAAAAUCCACAAAUGUCUUAGAUCGAACUAAUUACCCACAAUAUUUACCAACAUACCGCAAGAAAUUCAUGCCUCAUUUAAAGAAUAACACAUACCUCGACUAUACGGGCGCUGGAGUUUAUCCAGACAUCUUAAUUGAAAGAUUCCGUGAAAAAAUGACAAGUUAUUUCCCUUAUAACUAUCAUACAGACAAAAACACUACACAAGCAGACGAUAUCGUCAAUUAUGCUCGUAAUGAACUCCUGAAAUUCUUAGGAACUGAUUCUGAGCAUUAUUCUGUUAUAUUUUUAGCCAGUGCUACUCAAGCUUUGAAACUUGUUGGAGAGAACUUCCCCUGGACUAAUAAAUCGAAGUUUUAUUACACUAGAUUUAAUCAUAACUCAGUUCUCGGAAUUCGUCGUUAUGCGAUUGCUCACGGUGCAGAAUUUAAUGCAACUCGCAAUUUCCAGAGUCUCCUCAACAUUGCAAAGAAUAUGAGUAAGCCUGGACCGAUAAUUCAUUUAUUAGCUAUGCCAUUAGAGGAUAAUUUCGCAGGAACCAAGCCAACUCACGAGAUUAUGCACGAAAUUACACAUAUUAACGGUUCAUUUGCUAUUUUAGCUGAUGCAGCCGCUUAUUUACCAACAAAUCCAUUAAACCUUACAGAAUAUCCAUUCCAUGCAGUUGACAUGUCAUUCUACAAGAUUUUCGGCUUCCCUAACUACGGAGCUUUAGUUAUUCGAAACGAUUUCAUGAAUCAAUUAAAGAAAUCCUACUUUUCAGCUAAUUCAGCGGACAAAGAAGACGGCGAUCAAUACAAGAUCAAGAAGUUCCCAGAAGGACUCGAAGAUGAUUACGCAAUUCCUGAAAAUGCAUUUGCUCUUAUCGAAGGAAUCAGAUUUUUAUCAGGCAUCGGCAUGGAAAACAUACAAAAGCAUGUUGCAACCCUUACGAAACGUUUAUAUGAUGGUCUUGCCGGACUUAAUGCCCGAAUUUACGGAAAUCACCAUUUAGAAGACGAUUCACAACAAGGCGGUAUUGUAGCCUUCAACCUUAUCAGACAUGAUGGCCAGCCAUACGGAUAUUCUUCUGUUGUUGAAAGCGCUUCCCAAGAAUAUUUCCAUUUAAGAGGUGGCUGCCAUUGCAACCCUGGUGCUUGCUUCAACGCUACUGGUCUUAGAGAGUCUGUUGUCAAGUCCUAUUUCGAUAAAAAGACAACUUGUGGCGAUAAAUACGAUGUUAUUAACAAUGUACCACUUGGAGCAGUCAGAGCAUCGCUUGGAUGGGCUUCUACUGAAGAGGAUGUUGAUAAGUUUAUUAAUUAUAUUAGCGAAACAUAUAUUCUGUGA